AUGCCCGAAUCGCAGGACAGCAUCCGCCUCGCCAUCUCCCUGCGAGACGGCUCCCUCGACAAGAGCGUCCUCUUCUCCCUCUCCCAGAUCACGUCUCUCCCCCAAGAUGUGACGUCGGUGCCUCGAUCCAGCGACCUGCUGACGGACGCGGAGCUGCAGCUGACGGAGGAGUACGAUGCUACGGCGCUGUUGGAGAUGCUGGCGGCAAAGAAGGUGACGGCGGUUGAGCUUCUAUCGGCGUUUCGCAAGAGGGCCACGAUAGCCCAGCAGUGUACCAACUGCCUCACAGAGCUCCUCCCCGAGGCCGUCUACGACGCCGAGGCCUGCGACGAGCACCUUGCCCUCACCGGCCGCCUCAUCGGCCCCCUCCACGGCAUCCCCCUCUCGCUCAAGAACCAGAUCGGCGUCGCCUCGCACCUGACCAACGCCGGCUUCGUCGCCUGGAUCAACAACACCAGCCGCCACGACGCCGCCAUCGUCAAGACGUUCCGCAAGCUGGGCGCCAUCGUCUUCGCCCGCACGAACCAGCCGCAGGCCGGCAUGCACCUGGAGACGUCCAACAACAUCUACGGCACGACGGUGAACCCGCGCAACAGGCAGCUGACGGCGGGGGGCAGCACGGGGGGUGAGGCGGCGCUGAUGGGCAUGAAUGCGUCGGUGCUGGGCAUAGGGGGGGAUAUCGGAGGGAGCAUCCGGAUUCCCGCAGCCUUUAACGGGCUCUACGGCUUCGUGCCCUCACCCAGUCGCUUCAGCGGCAUCGGCGUCGUCGUCCCAACGCCCGGCCACGACGCCAUCGUCGGCACCCUGGGCCCCUUUGCGCGCUCUCUCCGCGACAUUGAGCUCUUCUGCAAGGCUUAUUCGUCAACACUUCCCUGGAUCGACGACGUCUCGCUCAUCCCCGGCAGCAUCCUGUCCUCCGCCAUGGGCCGCCAGCUGGACGAGACACGGCCGCUCAAGGUUGGGCUGCUGAUGGACGACGGCGUGGUUUCGCCUCUGCCUCCCGUUCGAACCGCCAUGCGCCGCAUCGCCGAGAAGCUGGGCCGCGCCGUGGACGUCCAGGUCGUGACGUUCUCUCCCAUGGAGCACGCCAGGGGCUGGAGCAUCAUUGCCGCCAACUACUUCGAGGACGGCGGCGCCAACAUCCGCGCCAUCUGCGAAAAGGGGGGCGAGUCCGUCCUGCCGCUGACCGAGUGGAUCAUCAACGAGUGCCAAAAGGGGAGAAAGGAAGUGGCCUCAUCGCCGGAAGGGCUCAAGGAGGCUCGCGACGCCUUCCGCCAGCAGUACAGCGACCACUGGAAACAGUUCGACGUCGACGUGGUGCUCGCCCCGAUAUACCCGAGCGUGGCCGGCCCGCACGGAGCGACGAGGUACUGGGGUUACACGUCCAUCUGGAACCUGCUGCAGUAUCCGGCCGUGGCGAUGCCGGCGAACAAGCUGGUGGGCGGAGCGACGGCGGCCGAGCUCAGGGAGGCGUACGAGCCCAAGAACGAGCUCGAGAAGCACUACUGGGAAAUCUACUCGCCGGAGGACGCCGAGGGUUUGCCGGUUGGAGUGCAGGUCGUGGGCAAGCGGUAUCACGAGAGGCUGGUGCUGCAGGCGGCGAGGGUGAUUGAGAAGGCGCUGUUGGGGAAGUGA
This is a messenger RNA of Trichoderma citrinoviride, 1635 nucleotides long. RefSeq names its product amidase. Lineage: Eukaryota; Fungi; Ascomycota; Sordariomycetes; Hypocreales; Hypocreaceae. The record is from RefSeq and is a predicted model, not a curated record. Bases 1 to 1635 code for a protein of 544 amino acids. The transcript is spliced from 3 exons.